Molecule: messenger RNA, 201 nt
Organism: Sphaeroforma arctica JP610
Lineage: Eukaryota; Ichthyosporea; Ichthyophonida
Exons: 1
Source: RefSeq, a predicted model, not a curated record
AUGGACCCCGAGAGUGUGGAGGUGUCUCCCAGAACCGUGUUGUUGGUUGCGUUGAAGGGGGGUGCAGAUGUAGUGGCCAAUGCCGUACACGGCAUGAUCGUGGGUACCUACUGUAUGUAUUCAGGACUCCUGGGGUUGUAUAUAGACAAUCUGUCGCACAAGAUACAACAUCGAUCGUAUAUGAUCAAUCAGAUCAUACAG